Pseudomassariella vexata is the source of this 920-nucleotide messenger RNA. RefSeq lists its product as uncharacterized. Lineage: Eukaryota; Fungi; Ascomycota; Sordariomycetes; Amphisphaeriales; Pseudomassariaceae. Bases 116 to 676 code for a protein of 186 amino acids. The record is from RefSeq and is a predicted model, not a curated record. The transcript has a single exon.
GCAACAGAGGGCGUAGGCUGGUUGUUCUCAUCAACCCCAAUUUGGCUUUUCACCACGAUUAGGUUCAGCAUUGCUGACACACCACCUCGCUGCUGUCGUUAUUAGCCCCCAAGACAUGCAGGAGUCUUUGGUACGGUAUGCUGGGACGGUGAAUGAUGAUAAUGUAAGAAAUGGUGUUUCCUUGCACAGAUGGAUUUGGUUCCGGCUGUCGGCUUGGAACGAACUGAGCAAGGUCUCUCAGCAGUUCACCAAAAAACUUCCGACAUCAAUAAGGCUAUGUGCAUUAGGCCUUUGUCUUUGUACAACUGUGACGGUGACGGGGGACGGUAGUGCUGAAACUAGUAGAGCCAUUCCCUCACCGUUGAACGAGACCAAUGGGCCGGGCUUGCUGGGCUCGCUGGACUGGCCGGCUUCGGGUGCUGCGAUGCUGCGAAGACGAUUUGCCGUGAUGCACCUCAUCUCCGAUCAACUGCAGCUGUUUUUCCAAGCUCCCAAUGAAAAUACGGCGCAGCUGUGCGGGGGCGUGGACCACAUGAGGGGAACUCCUCAACCUCUGCUAACGUUCAACAGCAGCCUUCUCCGUAAUUGCAAACGCCGUGGCCCAACGACGAUGGGGGAGAUGACCACAAACCAAGAUGAUGAGACGGAAUGCGGACGAGAUUUCUUGUCAAGGUAGUAGAUGACGGGGGAAAGGCUCCCCUAACUGUAUCAUAAAGACAGAAAGAAAUGGUGGUAGCGGGCCGGGUUUCGUUGUCAGUUGAUCGUGCCGUCCGGUGUAUUGUUGGCGCUAGCCAUAAGCACAAAACACCCGAGACUAUGGUUGCGGUAUAAAUGUGAAGCCAACCGAGAGGCCACAGAGAAAUAAGGUCUGAUACUAAGGGGCGAGGCAACCCGGUGGGCUGGGCCGGCUGUCAAUGAAC